This is a messenger RNA of Porites evermanni, 2046 nucleotides long. The record is from the annotation of a GenBank genome assembly. NCBI's taxonomy places the organism in Eukaryota, Metazoa, Cnidaria, Anthozoa, Scleractinia, Poritidae.
AUGUUACGCGCACUUUGCUUCGCCGUACUAACUGUGGGGGUAGCCUACAUUUUUUGGCAUUCACUCGAAAAAUCGCAACGCUAUAGACAUGGCUCAUUCGUACCGGUUCGUAAUAAUUGCGAAGCCAUGUGGUUUAUAGACGGUAAAGAUUAUAUGUCUGUUGUGGCCGACGCUAUUGAGGCUGCCGAGAAGGAAAUAUUGAUAACAGCAUGGCAAAUUAACCCUGAGAUUUUCAUGAAAAGACCAGGUUCAGGAGUGGAUAGCUUGGAAUGGCGUCUUGACAAGAUACUUUUGAGAAAAGCCAAUCAAGGUGUUCAAGUUUGUAUCCUGUUAUACUGGGAAACUAAGCCAUUUUUGGAUCUCGGAAGUGAUCAUGCUGUUAGGCUGCUUGGAAAGCAUAGAAAUAUCGAGAUACGACGGCAUCCCGAUGCCCUCAGUGGAAUACAACACCCGGGGACUUUAUUUCGGUGGAGUCAUCACGAGAAGAUGGUGAUAGUUGACCGAGCUAUUGCAUUUGUUGGCGGUGUAGAUCUUUGCUAUGGGCGCUGGGACACUCGCUAUCAUGAAUUGAUGGAUAAUUUUAAUAUUCAUCCUGCUGUGGAUGAGAGCCAUGCUUCUGAGUCCAAACUUGAGGGAUCCAUUGAACGAAAAUAUGCUCGAUGGAUUGGCAAAGAUUACAGGAACACCUUUUACAACAAGGAAAGCCAAACGACCUGGGACAAACCUUUCGAGGACUACGAAGGUGUCGAGAGAAAUGAGAUCCCUCGAAUGCCGUGGCAUGAUGUCAGCUGCGCUUUUAAGGGAGAAGCCGUACAAGAUGCUGUCCGACAUUUCAUUGACAGAUACAAGGGUCUUGUGCCUUGGUGGCAGGCAUUUUGGAGCUCGUUUCGAGUAAAUUUUCAGUCAGUAGUUAAACCUUUGCCCAACAUUUUCCCACCCGGCAAAUCUAAAGCGGAAGAAAUUGUCUUCACUUCCGGUGAGCACAAUGUCAACAUUCAAUUCCUUCGAUCCGUUGACAAAUGGUCGGCUGGUCAAGAACGCGAAGCCUCCAUUCAUAACGCUUACCUAGAUGCGAUAAGAAAUGCCAGGCACUUCAUUUAUAUCGAAAAUCAGUUCUUUAUUUCCUCGCAAGAAGGAUUCUGGCGGAAAGUGCAAAAUCAGAUCCAGUCGGCACUGGUCGAGAGAAUUGUCCGAGCACACAAGGCUCGCGAGAAUUUUCACGUCAUGGUUAUGACCCCGCUGAAGCCAGAAUUUCCUGGUGACUGGGACUCCAGUGAUUUCAACGGCGAUGCUUUGCGGGCUGUGACUUUCUGGAACCAAGCCACUAUCUACCAUGGAGAGGACUCCUUAUUUAAAAAGCUUGAGAAGGAAAACAUUCCCAAAGACAUUGCAAAGAACUAUUUCUCUGUGUAUAGUCUACGAAAAUAUGAUCUAAUAGAGGGAAAUUUCGUCACAGAGAUAGUUUAUGUUCAUAGCAAGAUCAUGAUUGUCGAUGAUCGAGUGGCUAUCAUUGGAUCUGCAAAUAUAAAUGAUCGGAGUAUGCAAGGAGAGCGAGAUUCAGAAGUUGCAGUUAUUAUAGAAGAUUUAGACAUGUUAGAUGGCAAGAUGAAUGGUGUGGACUUCAAGGUGGGUACGUUUGCCCACAGCUUGAGGUGUGACUUGUUCAAGGAACAUUUAGGAUUAUUAGAUGACAACGAGGAUGAAUUUGAAAUAGCAAUACGGGAUCCAUUGGCCAACAGCUUUAUUAAGGGAGUUAGAGCACGUGCAGAGAUCAAUACUGUAACCUUUCUAACUGUAUUUGGUCCGGGGCUUUUUCCACGAGAAGGUAUCAAGGAUCUCGAAGUCUUAAAACGUUACAAGAAUAUUCCUUUGCCUCGUCCAGAUUCGCACACGGCAAGAAGAUUAUUAAAGAAUAUAAAAGGAAAUCUGGUGAAUUACCCUUGUACUUUCUUAGUAAAGGAACUGAAGGCGUCUACCUUAGAUUAUGGUAACAUGUAUGUCAACCGAGGACAACCUCCCGAGAAACCGCGAACGAUUCUUGUGUGA